Caenorhabditis elegans is the source of this 174-nucleotide messenger RNA. RefSeq lists its product as uncharacterized. Bases 1 to 174 code for a protein of 57 amino acids. The transcript has a single exon. NCBI's taxonomy places the organism in Eukaryota, Metazoa, Nematoda, Chromadorea, Rhabditida, Rhabditidae. The record is from RefSeq and is marked reviewed.
AUGGUUUCAAAAUCUCAAAUUCAAACUGGUAUCCUUGGUGUUAGUCUGAUGAUGGCUAUCACGUGUAAUCAUAUAUACGAAUAUUGGCAAAGGAAUAAACCAUCACCGGAAAUUCCAGUUCAAUCAUGGGAUAAAUAUGUGAAAAUGCAGAAGGAGAGCGGCAAGGAUUAUUGA